Messenger RNA from Racocetra persica, 381 nucleotides. The record is from the annotation of a GenBank genome assembly. NCBI's taxonomy places the organism in Eukaryota, Fungi, Glomeromycota, Glomeromycetes, Diversisporales, Gigasporaceae.
AUGUCAGAAAUAAAAAUUAGUUCAGAAGUAAACGAAAUCAAAGAAAAAAUAAAAAGUUUAAAUAUUGGUCAAGUUAGCGAGUUGGUCGAAAGUUUAAAAGAGGAUUAUAAUAUCCAAGAGACAGCCGUAAUUCAACCAACAGCCGGAACCCAAUCCACCGAAAAAGUUGAGGAAAAAAGUGUAAAAAUGGAAAAAGAAGGGGCCAGCAUAGUGCCAGUUCUAGGAGAUAUCGUCGCAGCCGUUAAGGAAUUAAAAGGAGAAGAAAUUACUAAACUUCAAGCCAAAAAACUCGCCGAAGGGGGAGAACAAAUUAUUCUAGCGGAUAUUCCCCGGGACAAAGCCGAAGCAUUCCAAAAGAAAAUGAAAGAAAAAGGAGCCAUA